Messenger RNA from Ascoidea rubescens DSM 1968, 1207 nucleotides. RefSeq names its product Hsp90 cochaperone SBA1 (gene SBA1). Gene Ontology annotation, molecular function: protein-folding chaperone binding; Hsp90 protein binding. Lineage: Eukaryota; Fungi; Ascomycota; Saccharomycetes; Ascoideales; Ascoideaceae. Gene Ontology annotation, cellular component: cytosol; nucleus. Gene Ontology annotation, biological process: protein folding; chaperone-mediated protein complex assembly. The transcript is spliced from 3 exons. Bases 282 to 980 code for a protein of 232 amino acids. The record is from RefSeq and is a predicted model, not a curated record.
GAAACAGCAGAUGAGGAAACAGCUCUCUCUGUUUUGCACCUCCAGAAGAAUCCUUUUUCUGCUCGAAGCGUGCCGAGCGCUGAUUGGCCCCCGCGCGCUCUUCUAGAUCUUUCUCUCAUGUGCAUUGAUUGCGAAAAUUAGCCAGGACACAUAUUUAAACCAUCUCAGCACUGGUUCUUUUCUGUUUCCACCACAAACAAUCCCUUUGAUUUAAUUUCAAUCACUCAAACUUCUUUUGACUACUUCUUGUACUCUCUCCAAUAUAGUUUAAUCUGAUAACAAUGACCACAACUGUUUAUCCUGAAGUUUUAUGGGCUCAACGUUCAAAUGCUGAGGUCGAUGAAAAGAAUCUUUUAUUUAUAAGAGUGAAUGUUCCUGAUCCAAUUGAUGUGAAGAUUAAAUUGACAUCCACUUCCCUAAAAUUUGAGAGUGACUCAGAGUAUAACAAACAGUCAGUCUAUAAAUUCGACCUUGAAUUUUUCAAAGAGAUUGUUGAUGAUGACAAUAGUAAAUCAUACUACUUCAUAACCGGAUCACAUAUUGAUUUUGUUUUAAGAAAGAAAGAAAAACAAGAAGAAUAUUGGCCAAGAUUGACCAAACAGAAAGUAAAAUUGCACUACUUGAAGACUGAUUUCAAUAAAUGGGUUGAUGAGGAUGAACAAGAAGAACAAGCUGAAAACGAUCCAACGGACUUAUCUCAACCCUUGGGAGGCAUGGAUGGCAUGAAUCCCUUAGCAGGAAUGGGUGGUAUGCCAGGUAUGCCAGGAAUGCCAGGAAUGGGUGGUAUGCCAGGUAUGGGCGAUUUUGAUUUCAGUAAACUCGCCAACAUGGCUGAUGCAGCCAGUUUAAAUAGCACUACUGGUGGAACUACUGCUCCAAAUGCAGAUGAUUUUAGCUCCUCUGAUGAUGAAAAAGAAGUAUCAAAACCAACAAAAGCCGAGGCAGAUUUAAAGCCAUCUACUGAAACAAGUAAGAAAUGAAGCUCAUCACCAUAUAAUUGAUAAUUUAUAUCUUUGAUUAAAAAUUUCUAUUAUAUUUUAGUAUUUCUUGUUUUUAUUUUUUUAUUUUAAUUUUUUUUUUCUUAUUUUUUUGCAUGUUAGCAUAUUCUUUUUUUAUUUCUAAAAAAAAUUAAAUUAAAGAACAUAUUGCUAUCGAAGAAAAAAAAAUAAAAAUAAAUAAAUAAAGAUAAAUAAAACUACUAUAUAAA